AUGUCCGCCGAUAAACAAUAUUAUGAACUCUAUCGUCGAAGCAGCGUCGGAACCACCCUCACCGAUACGCUUGAUCAACUCAUUAGCGAGCAGCGCCUUGAGCCUCAACUUGCUAUGAAGAUUAUUGCAAACUUUGAUAAGGCCAUUGCUGACGUCAUCGCGGACAAGGUCAAGACACGCCUGACUUUCAAGGGACAUCUUGAUACCUACCGCUUCUGUGACGAUGUAUGGACUUUUAUCAUCAAAGAUAUCAACUUCAAGUUAGACAACACGAACCCUCUACAAGCUGAUAAAGUUCGCAUCGUGAGUUGCAGCAGCAAGAAGCCAGGCGAGGCGUAA
This is a messenger RNA of Pseudovirgaria hyperparasitica, 339 nucleotides long. RefSeq names its product transcription initiation factor IIA, gamma subunit. Gene Ontology annotation, molecular function: TBP-class protein binding; RNA polymerase II general transcription initiation factor activity. Lineage: Eukaryota; Fungi; Ascomycota; Dothideomycetes; Acrospermales; Acrospermaceae. The transcript is spliced from 3 exons. The record is from RefSeq and is a predicted model, not a curated record. Gene Ontology annotation, cellular component: transcription factor TFIIA complex. The coding region runs from base 1 to 339 and encodes 112 amino acids. Gene Ontology annotation, biological process: transcription initiation at RNA polymerase II promoter; RNA polymerase II preinitiation complex assembly.